Gossypium raimondii (Peruvian cotton) is the source of this 1761-nucleotide messenger RNA. RefSeq names its product protein ASPARTIC PROTEASE IN GUARD CELL 1. The transcript has a single exon. The record is from RefSeq and is a predicted model, not a curated record. Bases 39 to 1523 code for a protein of 494 amino acids. Gene Ontology annotation, biological process: proteolysis. Lineage: Eukaryota; Viridiplantae; Streptophyta; Magnoliopsida; Malvales; Malvaceae. Gene Ontology annotation, molecular function: aspartic-type endopeptidase activity.
CACUGCUCACUCAUCUCUCUCACUCCACAACCCCAAACAUGGCUGCUGCUUCUUCCAACCAUUUCCUUCUCUCCUUUCCCCUCUUCCUUUCCUUUCUGUUCACUUCCACCCUCGCUCGUCUCUCUCCCCAAACAACCACGACUACACUCGAUGUCUCUUCCUCUCUUUCACAAGCUCAACAUAUACUUUCCUUCGACCCACAAUCUUUGAAAGCUUUCGCUCAGACCCAAACCCAACCCCUUUUCUUCAACUCUUCUACUUCUGCUGCUGUUUUCUCUGUUCCACUUCACUCUAGGGGCUCCGUACACAAAACCCACCACACCGACUACAAAGCCCUUGUCCUAUCCCGACUAGAGCGUGACUCCGCCCGUGUCGACUCUCUCUCUACCAAACUCCUACUCGCUCUCAAUGGAGUCAAGAAAUCCCAGCUCCGCCCACUCCCUACCCAGAUCCAAGCUGAGGCACUUUCUACCCCCAUUAUUUCCGGAACAAGCCAAGGGAGUGGAGAGUACUUUUCCCGGGUCGGAGUCGGUAAACCGGCUAAACAAUUCUACAUGGUUCUUGAUACUGGAAGUGAUAUCAACUGGAUUCAGUGUGAGCCCUGUAACGAAUGUUACCAACAAUCCGACCCCAUAUUUAACCCAUCCGGGUCCUCCACUUACAGCCCGGUUACUUGCGAAUCAAAACAGUGCUCUUCUCUUGAAGUUUCCGCUUGCCGUAGCGGGAAAUGCCUAUACCAAGUCUCGUACGGUGAUGGAUCUUACACGGUGGGUGAUUUCGUUACCGAGACAGUGUCGUUUGGAAACUCCGGUAACAUGAAUGGAGUGGCUUUGGGUUGUGGCCAUGAUAAUGAAGGCUUGUUUGUUGGAGCGGCGGGGUUGCUUGGACUCGGGGGUGGACCCUUGUCUUUAACAUCCCAGAUUAAAGCGACAUCGUUCUCUUACUGCUUAGUGGAUCGUGAUUCGACCGGCUCGUCGACUUUGGACUUCAACUCGGGUGUACCGGCCGACUCGGUGAUCGCUCCAUUAAUGAAGAGCCGGAAGGUGAAUACGUUUUAUUACAUCGGUCUCACCGGGUUCAGCGUAGGUGGGCAAGCGGUAAACAUUUCCCCGGGGCUUUUUGAAAUCAACGAGUCAGGAGAGGGAGGAGUGAUCAUAGACUGCGGGACUGCCAUCACUCGGCUGCAAACUCAGGCAUAUAACGCGCUGCGAGACGCGUUUGUGAAACAGACACAGGGGUUGCCGAGCGCGAGUGGGGUGGCGUUGUUCGACACGUGUUACGACUUGUCGUCGAAGAGCAGCGUGAAGGUGCCAACGGUGUCGUUCCAUUUCGGGGAAGGGAAAUCACUUGAUUUACCGGCUAAAAAUUAUUUAAUCCCCGUGGACUCCUCGGGAACGUUUUGCUUCGCUUUUGCUCCUACGUCGUCGUCUAUGUCUAUUAUUGGGAACGUGCAACAACAAGGGACACGUGUUAGCUUCGACCUUGCUAAUAAUAGGGUUGGCUUAUCUUCUCAUAAAUGUUAACGACGCUAAUUAAUUUAAUAAUUACCCUUUUUCUUAUCUCUGGUAACAAAUGAGGGUAUUGCUGCUGUAAUAUGAGUACUGCUUUUUUCUGUUUGAAAAGGACGGGUCCCACUGGAAUAAAUUAUAAAAAAGAAGAAGAAAGUAUUAGGGUUCUGUUAGAAAUUAAAUCUGAUAGUGUGUUUUUACAGUAUUUGUAUAGUAAGUUAUAAUAAUCAAAUUCGUUCCGUGAUUGUCGGCA